Messenger RNA from Apis laboriosa (Himalayan honeybee), 1191 nucleotides. RefSeq names its product cilia- and flagella-associated protein 251-like. The transcript has 2 exons. Bases 1 to 1191 code for a protein of 396 amino acids. The record is from RefSeq and is a predicted model, not a curated record. NCBI's taxonomy places the organism in Eukaryota, Metazoa, Arthropoda, Insecta, Hymenoptera, Apidae.
AUGCUUUCGAGAGCUACGUUUCUCGCGUGCGUGUUCCUUCUGGCACGUCAAAGUGGCGCAGCCACGGAGCAACGUAUGACGUUGGUGAACAAGAUGAUCGCCGAGGAUCUAGAUAGGUCAGCGACCGAUUACGUGUACAAUCAGCAACAAGGACUUCCGGUUUACUACGUGCGGUAUACCAAUCACGGAAGUGGACGGUACUAUCAUGCCCCGGCCGCCGUGCAAUACGUUGUCGAGGCAGCUACACCUGUUGCACACGGUGUAACCGAGACGAAUCCUCUUCUGCAUCCGUACGCGAACGGUGUUCCGAGUUAUCAAGGAAUUGCCAAUUACGGUAACGAGCAAUCGUUGGAACGUCAAGUGGAGGGGGAUUUGUAUCACGUUGAUGGAAAAAUAACCGAGGAAGAUGACGCGGGGGAGGAGGAGAAGGAGGAGGAGGAGGAAGAGGAGGAGAAGGAUGAAGAGGAAGACGAUGUCGACGAUGGGGAGAUUCACGAUGGAUCUGGUGGAUCAGUGAAACUGUUUGGGUAUGGGGGUUACGAGGACGAGGAGGUUGGUGAAGUCUCCUCGGGUGAUGAGAGUGGUUCGUUCGAAAGUGAGAAGGGGGAGAGGUAUUCGGAGCAUGGAGGGAAAGGGGAGAAGGGAUACGAGGCUUGGAAGGAGUUUAGCAAAGGGGGACGUGGUAGCAAUAAUGAUGAACGUCGAGAAGGAUACUAUAAGAACAGAAGUGAAGAGAAGAAGGGGCACGUCGACGAAGCUGAAAAUCACGGUUCUCACGAGGAGGCAGGGAAAGGCAAAAAGGGCAAGAAUUACGGUCACUCGUCUUACCAUAAGAAGGGGCACAAAACUAAUGGUUUCCACAAUGUCUAUCACAAGGACGAAUACAAGAAGGAAACGGACUUCUACGACGAUGACCACAAGAAGGGUGAUUUCGGCGAAUACGAGGAAUUCGACAAAGGUUACAAGAUCGACGAGGGUGAUUUUAAGAAAGGAGGACAUCAUUCUUUUGAGAAUGAUUAUCAGAAUCGCGGAAAGAAAGGACAUUACGAUAAGGGACACCAUGUAAUCGAGGAUCAAGGUCACCAGGCAGAAGAAAGCGAAAAAUCCCAUUACGAGGAACACGAGGAUUAUAGUGUCGCAGAAGAUUCGAAAUCUGACAAAGCGCACGAAUUUAAUAGAAAAAAUCGUUAA